CUUUCUCUCGUUUUCCUCUCUUUCUGUUCUCCAGGCCUCGCACUGUACGACCGACGACCUGACCUGUGACAGCUUUUCAAAGGGGGUCAGCAGGCCCGGUAGCACAAGAAAUGAUGGUUAUGUGAACGAUUGGGUGCUGGCAGAUGGUCGAUUACGAUACGAGAGGUGAAUGGGUGGUGCACCAUGAUGUGAUUCAUUCGUGUUCCGUCGAAGCGUGCAGGUCGAGCUUGUCCUCAAUGGGCAAGCGCACGCGCUUUCCAACAAAAAGCUAUAAUUAUGCAUGUCAGGCCGUGUCGGGCGUAGCGAUGAUCAACGCUCUUGGAUUUUGAUGAGACACAGGCGGGAUCACCAGCAGGCGUGCUAGUCUAGCUUCGUUGGAACAGGCCUUUGUGCACACUGACUGGGUGGGUGUUCCGGGUGGGAACUUCUAUCAUCGAACUGACGGGCAGCGCUACGAGGCUAACGAGCCUUUUCCCAGCAAGGCCUUCGGUGUACGGAGUAGCUAGAGAGAGGUAAGUAAAGAUGCAAGUCCAAUGGCUAACUCAAACCUCGGCAUGAAAGACUGCAAAUGCCCGCCGCCUGUCUGUCAGGGUCAUGGAUUUCCUUGCUCACACACCUCUGGAGCCCUGAGAUUGGUGGUUCUUUUGUUUCGUGUGUGGUUGAGUGAGCAUGUGGGCACGGCUGAAGAGGCUGAAGAGGAAAGCCCCCGAGGUCGCCCCCUGAGUGUACUGAUCCUUGAGGAGAUUGAGGGAGUGAUGUGUUUACCCAGGCAGUCGAGGGGGAUGGUCUUAUUCGCAUGUGAACUGCAUGUUUGGUGUGUACGAGUACUCAUGAGUACGGGUGUCUUCCUAAGGUAGUGGCAUUUGGUGGCAUCGAUGGCAUCGACACUACUACUGUAUGUACUCCGUUGGUAGGUACUACCUGACCUAGGGAAGUACAGGAGCUCGUUUGAGUGUCUUUUUUGGGGCCAAAAGACUAGGGAAAUUCCGUACCAUGGAAUGAAAUGUGUGAUGGUGUCAACUGACCGAGACAUUUCUAUUCCGUACUUUACAGUUAACUCGACAAAAGGUGGC
Molecule: messenger RNA, 1073 nt
Organism: Exophiala oligosperma
Lineage: Eukaryota; Fungi; Ascomycota; Eurotiomycetes; Chaetothyriales; Herpotrichiellaceae
Exons: 1
Coding region: 534-857 (107 amino acids)
Source: RefSeq, a predicted model, not a curated record